Molecule: messenger RNA, 975 nt
Organism: Pyricularia grisea
Lineage: Eukaryota; Fungi; Ascomycota; Sordariomycetes; Magnaporthales; Pyriculariaceae
Exons: 1
Coding region: 1-975 (324 amino acids)
Cellular component (GO): cytoplasm
Molecular function (GO): 2-oxopent-4-enoate hydratase activity
Source: RefSeq, a predicted model, not a curated record
AUGUUUGUCAAGGCCCUUGAGAACAAUUUCAAGAAAUCUUCUUUGCUUGUUGUUUCUACUCUCAGAAACACCAGUCAACACAAGGCGACUAGACUUGUCUCUCAGUUGCCCACCAUAAGAAACCUCAUCACUCCUAUCCGACAUCGGAGCCUACACACCCACCAGCGCAGUCUCCUCGCCCAGAUUGCAAGCAACAGAACGCAAUCAACCAUGGCUCAGACCGCAGAUGUCGACAAGGUUGCACGGCUCCUGAUAGAGUCUCAGCUCAGCGGCGGCAAUGCCAAGAUCGAGCCUGGCCAAUUUUCCCAAGUGGACCGAGACGCCGCCUACAAGAUCAUGGCUGUAGUCCAAAAAGCCUUGGGAGAGGAGACAGGAAUGUACAAGACGGCCAUCCACCCGGACGGCGUCGGAGUCGCGGCACCAAUCUACAAGUCCCGCAUCGGUCAGAGCCCGGACUUUUCCUUCCCGGGCGACAAGUUGAACACCGAAGGCCUCGAGUUCGAGGUUGGAGUCAAACUGGCCAAGGACAUCCCUGCUGGCGCAGACAAAACAACCAUCGCCGCUGCGGUCGACCACUACUACCUCGGCAUCGAGAUCGUGGGGAGACGCAUCACCGCCACGGCCGAGGUGCCCAAGGCGCCCCCUCCCCAUGGCCUUGCCGACAACAUGUCAGCGUUGGGAUACGUUAUUGGUCGAGUCUACGACAGAGAGCCUACUGUCGACGAUGUGCCUGUGUCGUUUGAGGUUGACGGCAAAGUUAUCGACCGCAGACCGGCUAAAUGCCCGUUCGAGGGUGGCAUGCUCGCUACUCUGGUGGCUUACGCGAAAUCACAACAGCCGCAUCUUCUACUCAAGGCUGGCAUGUUAAUCACACUGGGAUCUGUGAACGGCUGUGUACCUCUUCCACAGGGCACUAAAGGGCGUGUGGUUGGCACGCUGGGUGAUGAGACGCCGGUCGAGUUCACAAUUCGAUAA